GCCCUUAAUGUGCACGAAGCUCUCCGUCUGUGCACGCUUUCGUUUCUUCCAGGAGACAAAGACUUGCCACCACUCGAGCUCAGCUGUCAGACGUUCUCACGGCACAAGCAGGCGAGUUUAGUCCAGUUUCUCCAAAGGUUGGAGUCGCCACUGCUACAUCAUGUCAAACAUUGGAUUCAUUUGGCAGAGGCCCAACACUCCUACACCGUUGCUGUCUAUACUUUUACCACAAUGUGCAAAAUAUUUCAUUUUUUUUUGCCAACCUUUCUCUUUGGAAUCGGGAUUAUGUAUCGCAAUGAGUGUCCGCAGCAGCCCUACAUCCCCAUCUACCUGAUCGUGGGGGGGGUCUUUGGCUUUAUGAUGGCGGUGCUGUACUGGUUCCCCUGCACCCAGAGGGAGGAGGGUGACAGCAACCCAGACCCCCCCGGCUGCCUCUACUCCACCUGGACGUCACUGACCAAGCUCUUCCUGUUCUGCUGGUUCAUUGCUGGUAGUAUAUGGAUCUGCUCUAUUUACGAGCCCGACUUUGUCAAGAACCCAGCAAGCCCGGAGCUGUACUGCAACAAAACGCUGUACCAGUCUGCCUUGUUUUACACCAUCGUGGGCUACUCAAUCAUGUUUGUGUACCUUGUACAUUGCUUAUUACCGCUCUGCCUCAGCCUGUGGUGUCCAACAGUUAUUUACGACAACGUGUAGUGGUCAAGUUGCUCUUUUGUGUUUUAUACAUAAUGUGUUUAGAAUCAACUAAUGUUUUUUAGGUUGAAAUCGAUCACCGAACCGAAAGCUUCAGUUACUGUUGUGUAAAUCUCUUUAGGCUGUAUUCUUUUAAAAGAAACAACCAGAAUUGUGAUAGUAUUUUUUCCAACACUUAUUAAAUACUGACGAAUUUGGGAAAAAUUAUUAAAAUUACAAAAUAUGCUGAUGGGAGGA
Molecule: messenger RNA, 930 nt
Organism: Betta splendens (Siamese fighting fish)
Lineage: Eukaryota; Metazoa; Chordata; Actinopteri; Anabantiformes; Osphronemidae
Product: transmembrane protein 272-like
Exons: 5
Coding region: 232-696 (154 amino acids)
Source: RefSeq, a predicted model, not a curated record